CGAGCCGAUGCUAAGAGGCCAAGGCAGGACGAGGAAAAGGAAGCAGGCAGAUUUUAAAGGGGACGCAGACUUUUUAUUUUUAAAGCGGCUUUCUCCAAUUUCACAACGACAGGCUCUGAGUAGAUUUCCAGAAGCCAAGCACAGCUGGAGCAGCCAGCAUCGCUGCUGCUGGAGGUGGGAGCGCCAAGGGCCGGGAGGAGGCGUGAGAUUGCCCAUCGGAAGGGUGGGGUGGGGUGCACUUGCCCUCUGCACUCCAGGCCCCGGCCGGCUGCGGAGCUGAACAUCUGGGUCCGGGCAGGGACAGCGGGGUCCAGUGCGCAGGUAGCGUGGCCCAUGCGACUGGCCAGAGGGUGAGGCCACGCAGGUAGGGGUGAGACAGAACGGGCCCCUCCCGAGCGGGCCCUGGGCAGCAAGGAGGCCGCCGCGAUGCCAGGCGAAAACAUCUUCCUGUUCGUGCCUAACCUCAUCGGUUAUGCCCGGAUUGUCUUCGCCCUCGUUUCUUUCUACUUCAUGCCUUGCUGCCCGCUCACGGCCUCCUCCUUCUACCUGCUCAGCGGGCUUCUGGACGCUGUCGACGGACACGCGGCUCGAGCCCUUGAUCAAGGAACACGGUUUGGGGCCAUGCUGGACAUGCUGACGGACCGCUGUUCCACCAUGUGUCUGCUGGUCAACCUGGCCCUGCUGUACCCUCGGGCCACCCUUCUCUUCCAGCUCAGCAUGAGCCUGGAUGUGGCCAGUCACUGGCUCCACCUGCACAGCUCCGUGGUGCGAGGCAGUGAGAGUCACAAGAUGAUCGACCUGUCUGGGAAUCCUGUGCUCCGGAUCUACUACACAUCCAGGCCCGCUCUCUUCACGCUGUGCGCUGGAAACGAGCUUUUCUACUGCCUCCUCUACCUGUUCAGUUUCUCCGAGGGACCAUUAGUGGGAUCCGUUGGGCUUUUCCGAAUGGGCCUCUGGAUCACUGCCCCCAUCGCCUUGCUCAAGUCUGUCAUCAGCGUCAUCCACCUGAUCACUGCUGCCCGCAACAUGGCUGCCCUGGAUGCAGCAGACCGUGCCAAGAAGAAGUGAUCCUGGAACCUCCAGCCCUCACCUGCCCGGUGUCUCACAGCGCCACACGGCCCCCUGCCGCUCCCAGGAGGCCCCAGUCUCACGUCUUCCUGUGUUGUGUUCUCCACCCUGUGGAUGGGGUCAGCCUGUCUCUGGUAUUGUCACCAUGUCUGCCAUCCUGUGGGCCCAUCCCUGGGGUCCCCAAGGACCUGGGCUACAAAUGAAGGAUGCUGAGAGCUCCCACCCUUACAGCCGGCUGGGUACCGGGGGCCUCUCUCUGAGGGCUGAGCACCGCCACACCUGCUGCUGGCCGGGCCCUAGGCUCCACCUGGCCUGCGAAUUUAGGGACGCUUGAGUGCCAGCGAUAAAGUAGGAGUUGGCUUUCCAAAAGACCGAGGACCAGACCUCUGUUCCGGGCCAGAUGAAGCCUGGGGCACCGUGCCCGAAAGGAAAGAGGUUGUCGGUCUCCCCGAUCGGCCUGGCCCAGCCCUGGAAGCCUCCGUAAUAAAGGCAGGAGCUUCACUCUUGUGGGUGUGCUUUCCUUGGAGUUCUGGGCUCAGGGUCUGGGUUGAGGGGAACAUGGAGAAAAAGGAAACUCUAUGUGAAUGCCCUCCCCCCCAGUUUUCCUGCUGGCCCCUUCCUGUCACGUGGCACAGUGCCACCCUGCAGAGAGGCCUUCGUGCCACCCGGCUCAUGCUGCACUUCUCUGCCCACCUACUUCGUCUGCUUUUAUUUGUAUUCUGGGUAUUUUCUCCCCCGGCUAGAAUAUGAACUCUGGGAAGGCACAGACUUUUCUUCCUUUCUCUGUGUAGAAUGAAGAUUAACCUUCACCUAGCAUAUUGUAGGCUGCUUAAUAAAUAUUCUUGAAAAGAUCA
Messenger RNA from Chinchilla lanigera (long-tailed chinchilla), 1922 nucleotides. It is a transcript of the gene Cdipt, whose product is annotated as CDP-diacylglycerol--inositol 3-phosphatidyltransferase. The record is from RefSeq and is a predicted model, not a curated record. Lineage: Eukaryota; Metazoa; Chordata; Mammalia; Rodentia; Chinchillidae. Gene Ontology annotation, molecular function: CDP-diacylglycerol-inositol 3-phosphatidyltransferase activity. Gene Ontology annotation, cellular component: Golgi apparatus; membrane. The transcript is spliced from 6 exons. The coding region runs from base 427 to 1068 and encodes 213 amino acids. Gene Ontology annotation, biological process: phosphatidylinositol biosynthetic process.